CCGCAGGCGUAGGCAGCGGCGCGGGGAUCAGCCUGCGGCCAAUAGCCAGAGCGCGUCCCGCCCCGUCGCCGCCCCCUCGGGGAGCCUAUAAGUCGCCGCGGCGCAGAGGGCUCCCGGCCGCCCGCUCCGCUCCCUCCACCCGGGACCUCUUGCCUCUCCCGCCGCCCAGCGCUCUCACUCCCGCUGCCUGGGGGCUAAGCGAACUUGGCCGCUAGGGCGGACCGCGCACCCGGCGCUCUCGCGAGAAGUGCUCCAGCCGCGCCGGGAGUGCCUGAAUCGGCGCGCGCCCUCGAGGCCCCCGAGAUGGGGUGGUGCGUGGCGGAGAUGCGGCGGGGGCUGCUGCUGCUGCUGCUCCUCGUCCCGUGUUGGGACAUCUGUCGGGGUGCAGACUUGGAGAAACCCUCUGGCAUCCCCACAGAUAAGUUAUUAGUCAUAACUGUAGCAACAAAAGAAAGUGAUGGAUUCCAUCGAUUUAUGCAGUCAGCCAGAUACUUCAAUUAUACUGUGAAGGUCCUUGGUCAAGGAGAGGAGUGGAGAGGUGGUACUGGAAUGAAUAGUAUUGGAGGAGGCCAAAAAGUGAGAUUAAUGAAAGAAGCCAUUAAACAGUAUGCUGACCAAGAUGAUCUGAUCGUUUUGUUUACUGAAUGCUUUGAUGUCAUAUUUGCUGGAGGUCCAGAAGAAGUUCUAAAGAAGUUUCAAAAAUCAAACCACAAAGUGGUCUUCGCAGCAGAUGGAAUUUUGUGGCCAGAUAAAAAAUUAGCAGACAAGUACCCUGUUGUACACAUUGGGAAACGCUACCUAAAUUCAGGAGGAUUUAUUGGGUAUGCCCCAUAUAUCAACCAGAUAGUUCAACAGUGGAAUCUUCAGGAUAAUGAUGAUGAUCAACUCUUUUACACUAAAAUCUAUAUUGAUCCGCAGAAGAGGGAGGCUAUUAACAUCACUUUGGAUCACAAAUGCAAAAUUUUCCAGACCUUGAAUGGAGCUGUCGAUGAAGUUGUCUUAAAAUUUGAAAAUGGCAAAGCCAGAGCUAAGAAUGUAUUUUACGAAACAUUACCAGUGACAAUUAAUGGAAAUGGACCCACCAAGGUUCUACUGAAUUAUUUUGGAAACUAUGUACCUAAUGCUUGGACACAGGAAAAUGGCUGUACUCUUUGUGAUCUGGAUACAAUUGACUUAUCUGCAGUAGAUGUCCUUCCAAAUGUCACAAUAGCUGUUUUCAUUGAGCAACCAACCCCCUUCCUACCUCGAUUUUUGGACUUACUUUUGACACUGGAUUACCCAAAGAAAGCACUCAGACUAUUUAUUCACAACAAGGAAGUUUAUCAUGAAAAGGACAUCAAAGUAUUUUUUGAUAAAGCUAAACAUGAAAUCAAUACUAUAAAAAUAGUCGGUCCAGAAGAAAGUCUCAGUCAGGCUGAAGCCAGGAACAUGGGAAUGGAUUUUUGCCGUCAAGAUAAAAGCUGUGAUUAUUACUUUAGUGUUGAUGCAGAUGUUGUUUUGACAAACCCAAAGACUUUAAAAAUUUUGAUUGAACAAAACAGGAAGAUCAUUGCUCCUCUUGUAACACGUCAUGGAAAACUGUGGUCCAACUUCUGGGGAGCACUGAGUCCCGAUGGGUAUUAUGCUCGAUCUGAAGAUUAUGUGGAUAUUGUUCAAGGGAACAGAGUAGGAAUAUGGAAUGUACCAUACAUGGCUAACGUGUACUUAAUUAAAGGAGUGACACUCCGAUCAGAGAUGAGUGAAAGGAACUAUUUUGUCCGUGAUAAAUUGGAUCCUGAUAUGGCUCUUUGCCGAAAUGCUAGAGAAAUGACCUUACAAAGGGAAAAAGACUCCCCUACUCCGGAAACAUUCCAAAUGCUCAGCCCCCCAAAGGGUAUGUUUAUGUACAUUUCUAAUAGACAUGAAUUUGGAAGACUAUUAUCAACUGCAAAUUAUAAUAUUUCACAUUAUAACAAUGACCUCUGGCAAAUAUUUGAAAAUCCUGUGGACUGGAAAGAAAAGUAUAUAAACCGUGAUUAUUCAAAGAUAUUCACUGAAAAUAUAGUUGAACAGCCUUGUCCAGAUGUCUUUUGGUUUCCCAUAUUUUCUGAAAAGGCUUGUGAUGAAUUGGUGGAAGAAAUGGAACAUUAUGGCCAGUGGUCUGGGGGAAAACAUCAUGAUAGCCGUAUAUCUGGUGGCUAUGAAAAUGUCCCCACUGAUGAUAUCCACAUGAAGCAAAUUGGUCUGGAGAACGUGUGGCUUCAUUUCAUUCGGGAAUUUAUUGCACCAGUUACACUGAAGGUCUUUGCAGGCUAUUAUACAAAGGGAUUUGCGCUACUGAAUUUUGUAGUAAAAUACUCCCCUGAGAGACAACGCUCUCUCCGCCCUCACCAUGAUGCUUCUACAUUUACCAUCAACAUUGCACUCAAUAAUGUGGGAGAAGAUUUUCAGGGAGGUGGAUGCAAAUUCCUAAGAUACAAUUGCUCUAUUGAAUCACCACGCAAAGGCUGGAGCUUCAUGCACCCAGGGAGACUCACACAUUUACAUGAAGGACUUCCUGUUAAAAAUGGAACACGAUACAUUGCAGUGUCAUUUAUAGAUCCCUAAGUUAUUUACUUUUCAUUGAAUUGAUUUUUCUUUUGGAAUGGAUGCCUGGCAUGAACAUGUCUUUGAAGUUGUGCUUGAGAAGAUGAGAGAAAUAUUUAAAUAACUUGAACAGAACAACUUCAUUUUGGGCCAAAUAUUUUUUAAAGUUGUUUUGUUUUAAAUUCUUUGAUAUUUUGUCUGCUCUGAGCCUUAAAACACAGAUUGAAGAAGAAAAAAAAAGUUAACGCAAAUAUUUAUUUCUGUGCCUUAUUGCCUCCAAGAAUAAUGACCAUUUUUCUGAAUUUGUAUUUCAGUUCAUCAAACAUUCAGGUACAGGUAUAGAGGUGACAGAUAAUAGUAUUUUCUUGUUUAACAAGAACCUUGGAAGAAUUUUAUUUAUCAACAUGUAGACAAAACUUGUAUGGAUGAAAAUUGGCUUUUUUCUUUAAUGUUGGAAAACUGGGAUCUUAACUGAACUUGUAUGCAAUGAAUUCUGUGCCCCCCACCCCUUACACACACCAACAGGUGCUUUUUGCAGUAGUUACUAAGGAAUAUUGUAUCACCACUCUUGCCAAGAUACAGUACAAAAUACAGCUGAGGCACCCAGUUGAAAACAACUGUGUUAGACACCAGGCCUCAGGUGAAUUUUUCCAAGGUGGAUUAUAUUAAGUAGCUGUUAUUUUUAGGGAAGCUUUUAGACCUUUCCUUAUCAGGUAUCCACUUAAAAUCAGCAAGUGCCCUUAAGUCAAAACAACUUUUGAUUUUUUUUUUCAAUUCUAGAAAAUAAUGAGGGGAAAGUAUUUCAUUGAGAUUAUCAGUAGUAUUUUAUAAUUAAAAGAAAAAAAAUUUUUUAAGUACUUGAAUUUUGUGUCAGGAAAUUUAAGUUGGUGGGCCUACCCCGUUUGUCUUCCCCCUUAGUCUUUUUUUUUUUUUUAAGGGAGAAUUAUUCCAUCCUUGUCUUCUCAUAGUGCUUAUUUUAUCCUUCUUACUCUUUUUAUUAUUUGCCCUUUGUUCUACUUUUAAAAAUUCCCAACACACAAAAAUCUUUGACUUUCAACAUUUCUUUGAGGUUUAAAUAUUCUCUUUUUAGCUACUGUUUUUAAUUUAUAGGUUAAACUUGAAGAACGUUUUAAGUCAUGGUGCCAAAAUUCAUUUUUCUAACACCAUGUGUUAGAAAAUUAUGAAAAAUAAAAUAAUUAAAAAUA
Erinaceus europaeus (western European hedgehog) is the source of this 3770-nucleotide messenger RNA. RefSeq names its product procollagen-lysine,2-oxoglutarate 5-dioxygenase 2 (gene PLOD2). The coding region runs from base 304 to 2586 and encodes 760 amino acids. Gene Ontology annotation, cellular component: endoplasmic reticulum. The record is from RefSeq and is a predicted model, not a curated record. The transcript is spliced from 20 exons. NCBI's taxonomy places the organism in Eukaryota, Metazoa, Chordata, Mammalia, Eulipotyphla, Erinaceidae. Gene Ontology annotation, biological process: peptidyl-lysine hydroxylation. Gene Ontology annotation, molecular function: L-ascorbic acid binding; procollagen-lysine 5-dioxygenase activity; iron ion binding.